CAAAGUUCUCUAAAGCCCGGACGACACAACGAGAGACACGAAGGCCUAAAUCUUCUGCUUGGUUUUCUCCUCCGCGAACCCCAGAAUGAGCUCUCUUCCCCCAACGUCCUCCAUGGAUUCCCCCAACCCCUCCACUCCCCACUACCACCGCUCCCCCGAUCCCCGCCUCCGAAGCCGAACCCCCUCCCGUCUCGCCGUCUCCUUCGACGACGACCACACCGAGAGCCACACCAGCGCCGUCGCCACGCCUCCAUCAAGAAAGAAGCCCACGGCCUCGCCGUCCCCGCAUCAACUCUCCAUCCACCCUUGCAGCCCCAUCUCCCUCCAAGAUCUCCUCCUCCUCUCACCCUCCCCUCAUCGGAGGCCCAGGCCGCGGCUCGUGGCAGAGGAGAAACUGGAUCAGGCCGUGGCCCACCGCAAGAAAGGAAAGAGCAGGGCUGCUGCUUCCGCUGCGUCCCCGAGGAACGUUCGAAGGGCUCGGAGGCGGCUGGAGAAGGAGAUCGUGAGAGAGGAGAGGGAGUUGGGUCCUCCGGAAGACGACGUCGGGAGGGCAAGAAAGCGGAGGCAGAGCCGACCAAAGGUUACCCACAAGGAGAGGCUGAGUUUGGUGGCUUCCAUCCCUUCUCCCGGUCCAUUGCCGAAAGCAGCAGAACUCGAGAACGAUGAUGAUGGCCAGACUAACCCCGACAGGCUAGGGGAGCAGAUCUUGGAACUCAUAACGUGGAAAAAUGUUGCAAAGUCCACCUUAUGGUUUGGGCUCGGAUCGAUCUUCUUGUUAUCUUCUUGUUUUUCGAGGGAUUAUGAUUUCAGCAUCAUCUCUGUGUUUUGUCAUCUGGGUAUCUUAAUUUUGGGCUUCAGCUUCUUCAAAAAUUCUAUUCCUCAGAGGCAGCAGCUCAAGUGGAAAGGGAACCUUCGACUGGUGGAAGAGGACAUUCUUCGUGUCAGUCGAGUAGUGUUGCCAAUUGCCAAUGCUGCUCUCGCAAAGACCCAAGAGAUUUUCUCCGGCGAGCCAUCGAUGACUCUCAAGGUGGCACCUAUUCUUAUAUUUGGGGCCAAGUACGGUCACUUGAUAACCCUGUGGAGGCUUUUGGCAACUGGUAUAACAAAUGAUACUCAAAUCUUAAUUGCUGUAAAAAUCAUGGUCAGAACACGUCAUUCUGAGUUCUAUGAAAUCGUUACAGGUUUUUUCUUGAGCUUCACUGCCCCAAAACUCUACUCUUGCUACUCACAGCAAAUACAUAGGAGAGUUGAGAACACGAGAAACUGGAUUCAGGAAGCAUGGGAAUCUUGCCCACGCAAGAGACUUAUAGCAGCAUCAGCAGCCACUGUGUUGUGGAAUUUGUCGAGUGUAAAGGCGCGCAUCUUCGCAGCAUUUAUCUCUGUAGUGAUACUUCGGUAUCACCAUCAACGACGAAUGGGAGGGGAAGAGAAUGGUGAAAAAGAAAGCAGGGAAGCAGAGCAACAGCAAGCAAUAGUUCUAGCAGAGUAGAAGUCAUUUAAUGCAACUCGAGAUGGUAAUCUCCAGGAAUAUAGCAGCGUAAAGUUUGCCUGUUUCGUACAUUUCCUUUAGCAUGUACUAUUGCCGUAAUGUAUCACUGACAUUCAGAGGUGAAUGGAGUGCAUAAUUAACAGGAUUGUAGUGAGUUGUUUUGUUAGAUACGGCUGUAUCUCAUUCCCAAAGCGCACUGCAAUUUGAAGCUAAAUAACUAUUCUGUGCUCCAAGUCUGAAUUAUCUA
Messenger RNA from Phoenix dactylifera (date palm), 1736 nucleotides. Lineage: Eukaryota; Viridiplantae; Streptophyta; Magnoliopsida; Arecales; Arecaceae. The record is from RefSeq and is a predicted model, not a curated record.